AAUACUAGAUAGCUGAUAGUAUUAGAAAAUUUCAAAAUUUGUUUAUUUUUUAUAUUUGAGAUAUUGAGAUUGUAUUAACUAUUUAGUAGUAACUAGUAAGUAGUACAAUAACUACAAAAGUAGUAAAUACUUAAAUCGCACUAAAUACUACCAGUUAAAAUCGUGGUUGCUGUCCAGUAUCUGGAAAUCAAAUUGCAUAUUUUUCUGUUGGCAUUCGACCGUUUUUCAUGAUCUGUAUUUACUAUUUUUCAUUUAUUAUUAGUUGGCAAUUAGUAUUAAAGUCUACGAUUUGAUGUUAAAAAAAUGUUUACUUGUUCAAUUUGUAAUGAGACAUUUAUUGGAAUUCACCAAGGCUCUACUUUUACAACACAAUGUGGCCAUGUUUUUCAUCAUCAAUGUGUUAUGACAUGGUUAGAAAGAUCACAGACUUGUCCACAUUGUCGUUCACCGGUAUCAGAAAAUAAAUUAGUUAAAUUAUUUUUACAAUUUGACCCUAACGCUCAAGUAUCAUGGGAUAGAAAAACUGAUGAAGAAAUAAAUAAACUAAAGGAACAAUUAAAAGCUUUAAAGGAGAAAGAAUCCCAUCAUGCUAGUUCUAUCUAUGAUCUGCAACUUCAACUAAAUCUUGCAAGUACUGCUUCAAAAAAAAGCAAAGAAUUUAUUGAUAAACUUCAAAAUGAAUUCGAAAAUCAAAUUAAAAAAAAUUGUGAAAUUGCUGCUAAUCUAAAAGUAAUAAAUGAAGAAUAUAAUGCAUUGGAAACUGAAAAAAAGCAGUUAAAAUUAAAAUAUUUAGAACAAAAAACAGAAGUUCAAUCGCUUCAAAAAAAUCUUUAUAAUUUACAGUCAGCAAAUUCAGUUAUUAUUGAUAAAUUAAAAAGUGAAAUAGCUGAUUUAAAAUCAGAAAAAGUAAAUUUUCAAAGCAGAUGUGAUAAUGUAGAAAAUACAGAUAUUGAUCAACCGUGUACAUCAAAGAUGUCAAUUGAAACUGAAAAUGCAAUAUUACUCCAAAAAACUAAAACUGAAUAUUAUGGACAUGAUCCUUGCUUAAUAAUAUCUGCCAAACAAUUUUUAUCAGGAUGUGUAUUUUUAAUUAUCGAACUCCAUGUUGAACAUGAAAGUAAAAUGUGCAAUGAUAUAACUAAAUCGAAGCUUGAUAUUAUUGCACAUGGUGGAUUAGUUGAACAAUUAUAUUCAGAUCGCAUUACACAUAUAAUUUGUUUGACCCAAAAACAUCAUAUAGUUGAACAAGGUAUAAAAGAUGGUAAAAGAUGUGUUACUGAUUUUUGGCUCAGAGAUAUCAUUACUAGAAAAAAAAUGAUUCCACCUUGGUUAGCUCAUCAUUUUCCUCUACCAUACAGUAUAAAUAACCAUUUGCCAUGUAAAAAUUUCAAAAUUGCAAUUGUUAAUUUUGAUCUAAAUGAAUAUUAUAGAAUUAAAACAAUGAUUGAACUAGUUAGUGGUGUUAUUACUGAAGAAAUUACCAAUGCUGAUAUUAUAGUUAGCAUGAAAUUAGAAGGUGAAUUAGUAGAAAAAUCUAUUAUAGACCGAGUGGUUAAUGUUCAAUGGAUAAAUGAUGUAUUUUUCGGGAAAAAAAUUGAUUUAAAUAAACCUGGAUGUCUAAAAUACAAACAAUUUGAUUUAUGUAAUCCAUUUAUAGUGAAUUAUGACAUGGUAUCACAUUUAAUGGAAGCUUGGAAAACUCCUUUAUUUUUUUAUAAACGAGUGUAUGAUUUGACUUCAAGUCCAGAUCAUUCUACACAAUUUAAAAAACAAAAAUCAAUAUCUGAAAACUCAAAAUCGAUAAAUUUAAUUGAUGAUGAAGUUAAUGACAAUGAUGUAGUCAUAACAUAUAUAAAAACCACACCAAAAUCAAAACCAAGUGUUAUGUUUUCUGGUUUUUCAACGGGUGAUAAAGAAAUACUUAAAAUGAUGUUACAUUUGGUUGGUGGUACAGUUGCAAGUAAUCUUUUUCAACCAACUCAUUUAGUCAUGAAUAAACCUAAAACUUCAUUAGAGUUUUUUAUUUGUCUUCCAACUGUUAGAUAUGUCGUCAACGAAAAUUGGUUAAGAGAUUCACAUACUGAUUUAAGAUUUCUAGAUGAAAGAGCAUAUUUAAUACAAAAUUUGCAAGAUAAACAUAUGGGGUUAUGUAAUGUACCGGCUAUUCUUGAUAACUAUAAGCGUCAUCAACUAUUUAGACGUUUAUCAUUCUUUAUUACUCCUGGAAUUACUUAUCCACCUGUUCAUCGCUUGGAGGAAAUCAUAUCUUCUGCUGGUGGUAUAGUUGAAAAAACAAGAAGAUCUUUGAAGUCAAUCCAAGAAACGCCAGCCUUUUCUUAUUUUAUAAUCUCAUGCCUAGAAGAUCAUUAUUUAUGCAAUGACUUAUCAGAUAUUCAUAAUGUUGUUUAUUUACCUGAAUUUAUAACAUGUUCACUCCUGGCGCAAAAAAUUCUAACACACAAGUUUACUAUGGAUAUGACUGCUCAAAACUAAAUAUUUCAACAUUUUUACUGUGUAUAAUAUUUAAGUGUUAAAUGUUUUAUUUAACAUCAAUUGGAGUUGAUGAUAUUUGAGAAUAAAACAUAUGUAUUGAUCUUCAUUCUUUUAUUUAAAUACUAUACAAAUAUGAGCUAUGUAUACAAUAUAAUUAGUCUUGCUACUAUUGUUAUAAGUUUUGAUAUUGUAACAGGCAUUGAAAAAUUAUAAAUAUUAUUCAAUUGGCUCAUGACUUGUAU
Molecule: messenger RNA, 2735 nt
Organism: Melanaphis sacchari
Lineage: Eukaryota; Metazoa; Arthropoda; Insecta; Hemiptera; Aphididae
Product: PAX-interacting protein 1-like
Exons: 15
Coding region: 304-2493 (729 amino acids)
Cellular component (GO): MLL3/4 complex
Source: RefSeq, a predicted model, not a curated record